AUGACCAUGAACAGGAAGUUUGGCACCAGAUAUAGAGCGGGGGGGCGUAACGGUGUGACAUCGCAGGUUAGAGUGGAUGCAAGUGAGGGGAGCAGUGAGCAGAGCAUCUGCCAGGCCCGGGCCUCCGUCAUGGUCUACGAUGACACCAGUAAGAAAUGGGUACCCAUCAAGCCGGGACAGCAGGGAUUCAGUCGCAUCAACAUCUACCACAACACUGCCAACAACACCUUCAGAGUGGUGGGCGUCAAGCUGCAGGACCAGCAGGUGGUUAUCAACUAUUCAAUAGUGAAGGGCCUCAAGUACAACCAAGCCACCCCAACUUUUCACCAGUGGAGGGACGCCAGGCAGGUCUAUGGCCUCAACUUUGCCAGCAAGGAGGAGGCCACCACCUUCUCCAACGCUAUGCUCUUCGCUCUGAACAUCCUCAGCGCUCAGGACGGAGGUCCAGCUCUGCAGCGCCAAGUCCUGAACGGCCCAACUUCAGAUGAGAUGGAAGCUCAGAGAGCAAGGCAAAUGGUGGAGCAGCAGCAGCAGAUGCAGGCUCAUAUGGAGCGAGAGCGACGGUCCUCCAACUCAGGUUCUCCUUUCCAGGGCCACCCUGCUGUGCUUUCUGUGGCCCCGCCAGUAGUACCUCCAGCGGUAAACAUGGGUGGUCCCCCGCCCCCCCCACCGCCUCCAGGUCCACCGCCACCAUCAGCAGGGGCGCCCCCGCCUCCCCUCCCUCCUCCGCUGCCCAUAGGAGGAGGGCCUCAGGGAGAUGAGCCCCCUGCACCCACGGGGCUCGCAGCUAUGAUCGCCGGAGCCAAACUGCGACGUGUCCAAAGACCUGAGGAUCAAUCUUCAGGCCCCAAAAAUGAUGCCAACCGAACAAGUGGCGGGAGCGGAGGACUGAUGGAGGAGAUGAACGCUCUUUUGGCAAGAAGAAGGAAAGCAGCAUCAGAGAAGCCGGAGGACAGCCAAAAUGACGACCCAAACUCUUCUUCGCCCAGCACUCGGAGUGGACAGAAUGCCACAGAUGGUGCAAAGAAACCCUGGGACCGAGCUAACUCCGCAGACAGGGCCAUGGUUUCCAGGGUACGAGCUGGAGGAAGUGGCGGCGACACAGACUCAUUAGACCUCGACAGGAUGAAACAGGAAAUCUUGGACGAGGUCUUCCGUGAAUUGCACAAAGUGAAGGAUGAAAUCCUUGACGCCCUUAGACAUGAACUCAGUCGAGUCAGCACGACAUAAUCUUUGAGGAGUACUCUCAGACAUGAACCAAUUUUUUCAAAGCAUUGCCCCUGCAGCAUCGGCUGUGGCCCUGAAGAGGAGGAAGAGGAGUCGGGAACAGAGGCCCAAACUGUGACAUCUCAUCGUUCAGCUGCGGUGCUGAAGCAGCGCGCCAACGUUGCUGCAACACCUCAGACGUGUCUGUGUAACGUUUGCGUUCUUUACUUUUUAGCGUACUUUAUUCUAUUCCUCCUUUUUCCACUGAAAGACACGACCAAGGUGCAGUCUCACACUGACUGCUCAGAUUUUAUUUACACGUUUGUCUGUUUGUCAGCCCAGUCCUCCUCCACUGUCUUUUGCCCAACUGAAUCGAAAUCUAAAAUAUUUAAUUCAUUCAUCCAUUAGUAGGAAAACUUUUUGUUAUCUUUUUCAUUAUUAUUACUAUCAUUCUUAAGAUUCUCAGUGUAUUCUUAUGAAUUGUAGUAGUGUAGUGCAAUGUAAUAAAGGGGAAACUAUAAGAAUAUGAUAGUAAUUAUAAUGUUAGUUUUUAUUAUUGCACAUCAUGUUAAGUCAAUUUUUUUGGUAUUUUAUAUUUGUUGUUUUGCUUGAGCUACAUUUGCAGGAACGUUCCCAAGUUUCGUUUCCCAUCAUUUGACCUGAAAUGUUUAUAAAAGGUUUAUAAUCCUAUUUGCCAACAAUUAAAAGUAAAAACGAAUGUGGAAGAAUUAUAAAAAGAAAAGAAAAGAAGAAACAGGCUUGGACCUGGAACAGAGUGGAAUAGAUUAUUUGGGUACAGCAAUUUUAAAAAAGAAAAGAAAAGAAAUAAUGCACCAGGUUAUUUGUGAUCAUGUUGUCCAGUUAAGAAAUGUUUAUUGGCUGCAAAGAUGUGGUGAAGUAUUGUUCAUUUUAUUCGUUCCUUUUUAGACAAAGUGCUUCCUGGUUUGAAAAAAAAAAUCACCAAGUUUAAAACAAAUUGAAAUAAAACUGUGAACAAUGUCUUGGAUAACUAACAGUGUCCGUUUCCUUUUGUUCUUUUUGGUGUGAUUUUAAUACCUAAUGGGAUUUCAAUCACAGCUGGAUGGAGAUGUCUUUUAUGUUUAGCUAAAAUGUAUAUGUUGGAGAUUAUCUUAACAACAAGGGAAAUUAUUUGAUUUAGUCUCAUCACUAAACACCUUAAUAUUUGUAAUCCCGAAAUUUGAACAGCAUGAUUUGAAAAAGUUGGGAUUGAGUCAUGUUUACUGCUGUAUCCUUUUUUGGCACUUAUGGAACUAACAACUAUGAUUGUUGAAGCUUUACAGAAAAAAAAACUGCAUCCA
Molecule: messenger RNA, 2525 nt
Organism: Menidia menidia (Atlantic silverside)
Lineage: Eukaryota; Metazoa; Chordata; Actinopteri; Atheriniformes; Atherinopsidae
Source: the annotation of a GenBank genome assembly